UAUGAAGGGUGAUAUUAUACAACCACGGCUUCAAAAUGGCAAGCGUGGCCUCAUCUUCUACUGCAAAUGCUUUUGCUAAAUUCCCUCUCCCCUUUUCCUCGGCGAGGAAUUCGCCUCCGACCCUUUUGCUUCCACGCCGCCGCCGAUCCAUUGCUGCUCGAAUCUAUGCGUCGGCGUCGGUGGCGACCUCGGUGCCAUCUAAGCCGGAUGAUUUGGUGGAAAACAUUCUGUCCAAGGUUAUGCAAACAGAUAGAGGUGUUCUGCUUACAAGGGAUGAACACCAGAAGGUUGCUGAAGUGGCCGAUGCAUUACAACGGUUCUGCGUUGAUGAGCCGGUAAAGUGUCCACUUAUAUUUGGAGAGUGGGAUGUGUUGUACUGUUCAAAUCCUACAUCGCCUGGCGGUGGCUACCGGAGUGCAGUCGGCCGGCUUGUAUUCAAAACUAAGGAAAUGAUGCAGGCUGUUGAAGCCCCUGAUGUUGUGAGAAAUCGGGUGUCCUUUUCCCUUUUCGGCUUCUUAGACGGAGAGGUUUUACUGAAGGGAAAACUGACGGCUUUGGAUGAAAAAUGGAUACAAGUAGUUUUUGAGCCACCAGAACUGAAGGUUGGAGGACUGGAAUUUAAGUAUGGUGGUGAGAGUGAAGUGAAGCUGCAAAUAACAUACAUAGACGAGAAUAUCAGACUGGGAAAGGGCUCUAGAGGUUCUUUGUUUGUCUUUCAGAGGUGCAAACCAUUGUCUUGAGACGCCGCGUAUUUUCAGGACAAUGUCCAUUCACCAUAUCAAGAGUUGUAUCAUUCAAAAGUACUUGUGUUAAAAAUCUGAACAGCUCAGAUCAUCAUGUGUCAUAUGUAAAGACAAAGUCGUCUAUUUAGAGCAUCCAAACAAGUGUAUCAAUGAAGUCAUCUGAGCUCGUUUAACAUC
Sesamum indicum (sesame) is the source of this 920-nucleotide messenger RNA. RefSeq names its product Plastid-lipid associated protein PAP / fibrillin family protein. The record is from RefSeq and is a predicted model, not a curated record. NCBI's taxonomy places the organism in Eukaryota, Viridiplantae, Streptophyta, Magnoliopsida, Lamiales, Pedaliaceae.